AUUAGGAAGUGAAAAAAACAAAAUAAAAUGGCUACACAUAUGAAUGGAUAGGGAGCGGAACACGUAGGGAACACUAAAAAACACCGGAGAUGGCGUCCCCAGCUCUGUUACCCAACAAUGGUGGCUGCCUUCUCUCGACUCCAUUCUCUUCCUUUUCAAAUAUUAGUAGCUCUGCAACAAUCUUGAGGUCGGGAUGGAGAAAACACCCAAAUGCAAACAUGGUUUCCCACAGAACCAGGGGACAAGCAAUUCAAGUAUUGGCCAAUCCCAAUGUGUCUCCGAGGAAGGGAUCCAAAAAAGAGGUGAUCAUGGUUGACCCUUUGGAAGCGAAGCGAUUAGCUGCCCAACAGAUGGCAACAAUAAAAGCUAAAGAGAAGUUCAAGAGGCAGCGCCAAAUUGAAGCAAUUAAUGGAGCAUGGGCUAUGAUUGGCCUUACGGUGGGUUUAGUCAUUGAAGGUCAAACUGGAAAGCCUAUCCUAACUCAGUUGGCUGAUUAUUGGAAUUCUAUUGUCCAUAUUUUUGUGCGGUAGAGAUUUCUGUUCAUCAGUAAAUUGAAGGAAUUCAAGAUUCAUUACACAUGCAUCAUUCUUGGAACAUUUUUAUGACAUGCCUAUACAUAUGAUAUGAUGUAUACUUUUAACUGUUAAAAAUUUACAUUCUUUGGACUUGAGAAUGAACUUGGUCCAGGAGAUUCUUAAUAUAAAUAAUUUUGUUUUGAGAUGGA
Messenger RNA from Humulus lupulus (European hop), 724 nucleotides. RefSeq lists its product as uncharacterized. Gene Ontology annotation, cellular component: chloroplast thylakoid membrane. Bases 90 to 530 code for a protein of 146 amino acids. The transcript has 5 exons. The record is from RefSeq and is a predicted model, not a curated record. Lineage: Eukaryota; Viridiplantae; Streptophyta; Magnoliopsida; Rosales; Cannabaceae.